CACGGAACUUCUUAUUUAAAUCAAAAAGUUUUAGAAUCUUUUAAUCUCACGACUCACGCAGACAAAUGUCUCGUAAAUUAAUCUAUAGAAACAGAGCUCUCUGUUUUGUCUUAAUCUUGUUCUCUUUCCCUUACCGGUUUGCCGCUAGAAACCUGCCGGAGGCGGGAGAAUCCACAGCAAAAGCAACUCAAAUAAUCCACGUCAGUAAUUCCACGUGGCAUGAUUUCUCUCGUCUUGUAGAUGUCCAGAUAGGUAGCCACGUCAACGGCGUAUCAGAGCUCAAAAGAUACCUCCACCGAUUCGGUUACGUCAAUGAUGGCUCGGAAGGUUUCUCGGACGUGUUCGAUGGUCCGCUCGAAUCGGCAAUCUCUCUGUACCAAGAAAAUCUUGGUUUACCGAUAACCGGAAGACUCGACACGAGUACCGUCAGUCUCAUGUCUUUACCGCGAUGUGGCGUUAGCGAUACACACAUGAUCAUCAACAACGAUGUCCUCCACACAACGGCGCAUUAUACGUAUUUUAACGGUAAACCGAAAUGGAACCGUGACACGCUAACUUACGCUAUCUCGAAAACACAUAAACUCGAUUACUUGACGUCAGAAGACGUCAAAACCGUUUUUCGGCGAGCUUUUUCGCAGUGGUCAAGCGUGAUUCCGGUGAGUUUCGAGGAAGUUGAUGAUUUCACGACGGCGGAUUUAAAGAUAGGGUUCUACGCCGGUGAUCACGGUGACGGGCUUCCGUUUGACGGAGUUCUCGGGACUUUAGCACACGCUUUUGCGCCGGAAAACGGGAGGCUUCACCUCGACGCGGCGGAGACAUGGGUCGUCGAUGAUGACUUUAAAGGAUCUUCCGAGGUGGCCGUUGACUUGGAGUCUGUGGCAACUCAUGAGAUUGGUCACUUGUUGGGAUUAGGACAUAGCUCGCAGGAGUCGGCGGUUAUGUAUCCGAGUCUCCGGCCGAGGACCAAGAAAGUUGACCUUACGGUUGAUGACGUGGCAGGUGUACUUAAGCUAUAUGGUGCGAAUCCUAAACUACGGUUGGAUUCACUGACGCAGUCGGAAGAUUCUAUUAAAAACGGCACAGCACGAAGAUUCUUGUCGGGGAAUUUUAUCGCAAUGCCGUCGAGUUUCUUCUUUGAGGAUGCUAGUGACGACGAGCUCGAAUUACUACGCAAUCAAGAGGAUAGUAGUGAGGAAGAUGUAGAGGAAGACGAAGUAGAAGAGCAUAAAUCUGGAGAAGACGAAGAUGGAGAAGAGGAAGAUGAAGAUGAAGACGACGAAGAAGAAGAAGAUGAGAAGCGGAAACGAGAUGCUGAUGCUCAAUCUCCUUGGGAUUUUGCAUCUUAUUCAAGCUCCGUUGGUGAAGAACACGCCCGCCGUCACACAACGUCUAUUGAUGAAAAGAUCUCUAAAGCUAUUCAGCAUCGUCCAGUUCCCAUUUCACUAGAGGAAGAGGAAGAAGAAGAGGAAGAAGAAGAUGCCUCCGAUGCUGAACCUGACAAACAAGAGGAGUAUCUUUCGGAAGACGAUGAGGCAGCUGAGUACAAACCAGAAGAUGCUAUUCACAAGCCGUUUUUCUCUACAGUUGAUGGAGUUUCAUUUCAUGCUGAUUCUUUCAUGGAGCUUAAUCUCUCUCGUCCAUUGCUUCGAGCUUGUGAAACCCUCGGUUACAAGAAACCUACUCCGAUUCAGGCAGCUUGUAUACCUUUAGCACUUACAGGGCGUGAUCUUUGUGCCAGUGCCAUCACUGGAUCAGGGAAGACUGCUGCAUUCGCUUUACCUACUCUUGAGAGGUUGCUGUUCCGUCCCAAGCGUGUCUUUGCUACUAGAGUUCUUAUUCUCACUCCGACCAGGGAGUUGGCGGUCCAGAUUCACAGUAUGAUUCAGAAGCUUGCACAAUUUACUGAUAUCAAGUGUGGAUUGAUUGUAGGAGGGCUUUCUGUAAGGGAGCAAGAGGUGGUUCUGAGGUCUAUGCCAGAUAUUGUUGUGGCGACUCCUGGGCGUAUGAUAGAUCAUUUGCGUAAUUCUAUGUCUGUUGAUUUGGAUGACCUAGCGGUUUUAAUCCUCGAUGAGGCAGACCGCCUUCUACAGACUGGGUUUGCCACUGAAAUAACAGAGCUGGUUCGCUUAUGUCCCAAGAGAAGGCAGACAAUGCUCUUCUCAGCCACAAUGACUGAAGAAGUCAAAGAACUAGUCAAACUUUCCUUGAACAAACCGUUGCGGCUCUCAGCUGAUCCAUCAGCUAGAAGGCCACCAGGCUUGACCGAGGAGGUGGUAAGAAUACGCAGGACUCGUGAGGCUAAUCAGGAAGCUGUUCUUCUAUCGUUGUGCACAAGAACUUUUAAAUCAAAAGUCAUUAUCUUUAGUGGAACAAAACAAGCUGCACAUAGACUGAAAAUUUUAUUCGGAUUAGCUGGCCUCAAAGCAGCUGAGCUUCAUGGAAACCUAACUCAAGCGCAACGUCUUGAUUCUUUGGAACUUUUCAGAAAGCAAGAGGUUGAUUUUCUCAUUGCUACUGAUGUAGCUGCUCGAGGACUUGACAUCAUUGGUGUUCAAACAGUUAUAAAUUAUGCUUGUCCUCGGGAAAUAGACAGUUAUGUUCACAGAGUUGGUAGAACAGCUAGGGCUGGAAGGGAAGGUUAUGCUGUUACGUUUGUGACUGAUAGUGACCGAUCCCUUUUGAAAGUUAUUGCAAAGAAGGUGGGUUCAAAGUUGAAGAGCCGAGUCAUCCCAGAGCAGUCAAUCGUCAAGUGGUCUCAGAUAAUCGAUGAAAUGGAAGAUCAGUAUUCCGCUGUUAUUUCAGCAGAGAGGGAUGAGCGAGCUCUAAGGAAAGCUGAAAUGGAAUUUGCAAAGGCGGAGAACAUGCUUGAGCACAGAGAUGAAAUAUAUGCGCGCCCAAAAAGAACUUGGUUCAUGACAGAGAAAGAGAAGAAGCUCGUGGCACAGGCUGAAAAGGAUUCUGCAGGGAACCCUUCUGGAGGCGAACUAGUUAGUGCUGAUAGAGCAGAGGACCUCAAGAUGAAGGAGAAGAGAAAACGUGAACGCGAGAAGAAUCUUCCUAGGAAAAAACGUAGAAAGCUAGAAGCUGCCAGAGAAAUGCUAGAAGAUGGUGAAGGAGAAGAAGACGAAGAAGAAGGAGACGAAAAGCGAGGAAGAUCAAGAGGGAAAGACAAAAAAAAACAAGAGACAGAGAAGAAGGGAUUGACACUAAAGGAUCUUGGUUACAUGAGAGCAAAAGCGGUGAAAGCAAAACAGAGAGCAAUUGAUUCCGGUAAGAUGGAGAGACCAACGCCGAACAAGAAACCAAACCGGAGUAAACCAAGAAACCAGCCUCGUGAUGAAGAGAUGAAAGAUCUGUUCAAGAGUGAUAUGAGCGAGAAGAAACAAGGCAGAGGCGGUGCCGCGGCUGCAGCAAAACCUAGGACGAAGUCGAAGAACUCGUUCAAGAGCAAAGCCCGAUAUAAGCGUAGAGAGACGUUAAAAGAAGUAGGAAUAAUCGGAGGAUUAGCCGGAGCUCAGGUGAUCUACGCCGGAAACUCGGAGCUACUGAGUCAGUUGUUGUCUCUUGGCAUUGACCCUCUUCUUAUUGGAAUCCUCUGCACCUUUGCAUCAUUUCUUCUCAUCACUCCCUUUGCUUUUCUCCUUGAAAGGAAGCUUUGGCCUACAAGUCUAAGUUUCAAGUUGAAGAUAAAACUGGUUUUGGUUGCUCUUGCUGGAGUGUCUCUGUUCCAGUGGUUAUACUUAGAAGGAAUGAAACAUACCUCUGCAUCAAUGGCUACAGCUAUGCCUAAUCUCUGCCCUGCUUUCAUUUUUGUCAUUGCUUGGGCUGCUGGGAUGGAGAAAGUGAAGCUAAGUUGUAUGUACAGUAGAGUUAAGAUGGGAGGGACAGUUUUGUGUGUGAUGGGAGCUUUCAUUAUGAGCUUAAUGCAUAGUACUACCGCCACUUCUAGCUCGGUCAAGACUAUGCCUAUUCUCCCUGACGAAGUCGUUGUGGACAAGGACAAGAUCUUAGGUUGCCUCUAUCUCCUCCUCGCCAUCUGCGGCUUGUCUUCUAGUAUUGUCCUUCAGGCAUCCAUACUAGCUGAGUUUCCGGCACCUAUAUCGAUGUUCUCAAUGGUAUCUUUGAUGGGUGGGAUCACCACGGUAGCUUUGCAGUAUACUCUUAAGGGAAGUAUGGAAAUGGGAAGUGCAUCAGUAAUCGGUCUCGGCCACCUUGUGGGAUACGCAAUACUGGGAGGGUUGGUGAGUGGAGGAGGGUUAAGCUUCAAUGCAUGGGUGAUUAAGAGGAAAGGACCAGUGAUUGUGUCUCUCUUUAGUCCAAUUGCUACUGUGGUUUGUGUUGUUGUCUCUGCUUUCACCAUGGAAGAGAGUUUCAACCUAGGAAGCUUUGCGGGAAUGGCGUUGAUGUUCGGAGGACUCUACUUCGUUCUAUGGGCUAAAGGGAAAGAGGAUUGUGAAGAAAUAGAUGAAAUAAAACAAGAUGAUGAAGAAAGUUUGCUUAGAACAGAUUUUGAUCUUCAGAAGCCUCUAUUGCUUUAGUUCAAAGUCUAAUUUUUCUUAAUGUUCUUGUGAAUUUAGUUUAGGUUUAAAGAAGUAAGAUCAAUUUUUACUUUACAGAUAAUACAAUUAUAUAUACAUG
Messenger RNA from Arabidopsis arenosa, 4638 nucleotides. NCBI's taxonomy places the organism in Eukaryota, Viridiplantae, Streptophyta, Magnoliopsida, Brassicales, Brassicaceae. The record is from the annotation of a GenBank genome assembly.